Molecule: messenger RNA, 1458 nt
Organism: Trichoderma atroviride IMI 206040
Lineage: Eukaryota; Fungi; Ascomycota; Sordariomycetes; Hypocreales; Hypocreaceae
Biological process (GO): transmembrane transport
Cellular component (GO): membrane
Molecular function (GO): transmembrane transporter activity
Source: RefSeq, a predicted model, not a curated record
UCAUCAAUCUUCAUGGUCCUCGUUGGUGGUUUAGCCCUAUUCUCAGACGGCUACAAUGCGCAAGUCAUUGGAUACAUGAACCCUCUAUUCGCACAGCUAUACCCGGACGCAUUCACUUCCACCAUCAAGACUAGACUUUCGAAUGCCUUUCUCAUCGGCGAAGUGUUUGGGAUGCUGUUUUUCGGCUGGGGGAUCGACAGGCUGGGCCGUCGGACGGGCAUCGUCUUUGCAACUCUGUUCUUGAUCUUGGGAAUUGUGUUGGCCACGGCGGCGCACGGCAAAACUCCCACUGGCCUGUUUUGGAUGAUGAUCGUAGGAAGGGGAGUCGCGGGAUUCGGGGCUGGAGGGGAGUAUCCUACUUGUGGUACAGGCAGUGCUGAAGCCUCAGAUGAAACUGCCUUUGUAAGACGCCGCCGCGGCAUGCUUGUUGCUGUAGCCACAGAUUUCGCCAUCGAUCUCGGUUUUGUCAUGGCCGGCGUCAUUGUACUCAUUGUCUUGGCUGCCUAUCAUCAGCAUAUUAACGAUGGUGUUUGGCGCGUUUCUUUCGGCCUUGGCUUCAUCCUUCCGGUUGGGCUCUUGUUCUUCCGUCUGCGCUUGAUCAAUUCAACUCAGUACCGAAAGCAUGCGAUGAAGACAAACAUUCCGUAUUGGUUGGUGAUUAAGCGCUAUUGGAAGCCCAUGCUUGGAACUUCGCUGGCGUGGUUCAUGUACGACUUUGUUACUUAUCCUUUUGGCAUCUUUGGCUCAACCAUCAUUGGGACGUUGAACCCCAACAACACUCUUGUCCAAAACAUUGGUUACGGCACUGUUCUCAACUGCUUUUAUCUACCUGGGACAUUGAUAGGAGGCCUUCUUAUGGAUCGUAUCGGUCGCAAGCAGACCAUGGCAUUGGGAUUCUUCUUGUGGUCCAUCCUCGCAUUCAUCAUCGGAGGCGCUCUCAAUCCCAUCACGAGCGUAUUCCCACUCUUUGUCGUCUUGUAUGGUAUUUUCAACACUUUGGGAGAAAUGGGUCCAGGUGUCGGCACCUUUCUUUGCGGCGCGGAAUCAUUCCCCACCCCUGUACGAGGCCAUUUCUUAGGCUUUGCUGCCGCUGUUGGUAAAGCUGGAGCUGCCAUAGGCACGCAAGUUUUCACUCCUAUCCAAAACUCUUUCUCCGAUUCCCAAAAGGGUGUUCAAGGCGUCUUUCUCAUCGGAGCUGCCUUUGCCAUGGUUGGUUGCCUUAUCACCUGGUUCCUAAUUCCUGAUAAGGAGAAGGAUCUUGAGAGUGAAGAUGCUCGAUUUCGUGCCUAUCUUGAGGAAAAUGGCUAUGAAGGUACUUUCGGGGAGUCGGUGGACGCUGAGAUUAAGAGCACUGCUUUCCACAUAUAAGUUGUGUAACGGUAGAGAAUAAAAAAAGUCCGAACUACCUAUUUAGUGAUUAUAGAUAGCCUGAAAGAAAGAGAAAAGGUACAUGUACCC